CCAGCCCGGCGCCGCCUCCUGAGGUGCCGGGCGGAACGGGCGGGAAGCGGCUCCUCCCCUGCGCGAACCGGCGGUGACGUCACGCACGGCAAUUCUAGACCGUUCCAGCGCCGUGACGUAGGGCGGCGUCAUUCCAGAAGAUUCGGCCGGUGCCCGUAUAAAACCCGCGGAAGAGGCGGGGCGGCCGCGAUCGUGAGCGGGCGGCAGGAGCGGGGCGGCCGCGGCGGGCACCAUGGUGAAGGAGACGGGGUACUACGACAUCCUGCAGGUGAAGCCUAAUGCUUCCUCCGAGGAGAUCAAGCGCGCCUACCGCAAGCUGGCGCUGAAGUACCACCCCGACAAGAACCCCAGCGAGGGCGAGCGGUUUAAACUCAUAUCCCAGGCAUAUGAAGUUCUGUCGGACCCAAAGAAAAGGGACCUCUAUGACCAGGGUGGGGAGCAGGCUAUUAAAGAAGGAGGCCUGAGUGGCGGCAGCUUCUCUUCACCCAUGGACAUCUUUGACAUGUUCUUUGGUGGUGGAGGCCGAAUGAAUAGAGAGAGAAGAGGCAAAAAUGUUGUGCACCAGUUAGGUGUAUCUCUUGAAGACUUAUACAAUGGUAUUACAAGGAAACUGGCGCUGCAAAAGAACGUUAUUUGUGCAAAGUGUGAAGGUUAUGGCGGAAAGAAAGGGGCAGUAGAAAAGUGCCCUGUGUGUAAAGGAAGAGGAAUGCAAGUUCUAGUUCAGCAGAUUGGACCUGGCAUGGUGCAACAAAUCCAAACCGUGUGUCCAGAAUGCAAAGGCCAAGGUGAAAGGAUAAACCCGAAGGACAGAUGUGACAACUGCAAUGGCUGUAAGGUUGUGAGGGAGAAAAAGAUCAUAGAAGUUCAUGUUGAUAAAGGUAUGAAAGAUGGUCAGAAGAUAGUAUUUCAUGGAGAAGGGGACCAGGAGCCUGAUCUGGAGCCUGGUGAUGUUAUCAUUGUGCUUGAUCAAAAGGAUCACAGCGUCUUUCAGAGACGAGGGCAUGACUUAAUUACCAAAAUGAGAAUCCAGCUCUCGGAGGCUUUAUGUGGUUUCAGAAAGACCAUUGAAACUCUGGAUAACAGAGUUCUUGUCAUAUCAUCUAGGCCAGGUGAAGUGAUAAAACAUGGUGACCUAAAGUGUAUCCACAAUGAAGGGAUGCCUAUCUACAAAUCUCCAAUGGACAAAGGCAGCUUAAUAAUACAAUUUUUGGUCCAAUUCCCAGAGCACUUCUGGCUCCCAAGGGAGAAACUGUGUCUGCUGGAGGCUCUGCUCCCUCCACGAGAAGAUGUUAUGAUAACAGAUGAGAUGGAUCAGGUAGACCUUGAAGAUUUUGAUCCAAAUGAGCAAACCUACCGUAACAGUGGGGGAGAAGCAUAUGAAGAAGAUGAAGAGGGCCCAAGAACAGGAGUACAAUGUCAGACAUCUUAAAGCAAGGUGAAAUGGAUGUCAUCUAAAAUGUAAAUUUUCACAAUGAAAACUGCAUGGCUGUAAUAGCCACUGCUUGUGGUUUUUGUGUUCAGCAAAUUGAGUUGCUGCGCUGUCAGUAUCACCUUUUUGUAACUAAUUUAUAUUGUGUUCUUCUAGUCUUUUAAGCAAUUGUCACACAGCUGAGAACCAGUGGAGUUGGUAUACAUCUUCCUUUGCUGUGAAGGUUCUCAAUGUAUUUCACCUAUGCUAUUUAUAUAGGACUUUGGCAAUACAGAUAGAGGCUAAGUGGAGUGUCUUAUGUAAAUACUUUCAUACUGGAAAAUAAAUUUCAUAGGAUAAAACAUAGCAGAAAUAACUUCUAAUAAAUGGAACUCUUCACAUUUUAUCAUGCUUCUCUUGUACUUUCUAAGCUACUCUGGAACCUCCUCUAUUUAAAUAAAGCUCUCUAAGGUCAGACUCGUA
Messenger RNA from Columba livia (rock pigeon), 1891 nucleotides. It is a transcript of the gene DNAJA4, whose product is annotated as DnaJ heat shock protein family (Hsp40) member A4. Bases 233 to 1429 code for a protein of 398 amino acids. Gene Ontology annotation, biological process: protein refolding; response to heat. Gene Ontology annotation, cellular component: cytosol; cytoplasm. Gene Ontology annotation, molecular function: ATP binding; Hsp70 protein binding. The record is from RefSeq and is a predicted model, not a curated record. Lineage: Eukaryota; Metazoa; Chordata; Aves; Columbiformes; Columbidae. The transcript is spliced from 8 exons.